CUGGCAGGGAUAUGUAGCAGUGCGGAGGGAAUAGGAGAGUAACAACCCAUCAGCCACACAGCCAGCCGGGCACGGCGGCGGCUCCGUUCUCCCUGCAGCCCGGAGACACGUACUGACAGGAGGCAGAGCCGCGGGGGUGACAGCGACUGUCACUUCCCAGUUCCCGGGUACGGGGCAGCUCAGCACCGGGUUAUACAGCAGCGCAGUAGGGUACCCGGUACAGUGAGGUGGCGGGUCAAUGGUGGGGGCCGGAACUGUGCAAGGCUGUGCGGGAGGGACAGUGCCCGUUAUACCUCCACCCGCUCACACACCGCGACCGCACAAGCUGGGAGACCGCUAGCGCCGGGCCAGGAGAGUGACAGCCGUAGCCAGCUUGGGACCAUCCUGUGCUGUCAUUGGUGACCAGCCAGACUCCUGCCCCUCUCUGUGCCGCAAUUGGCUGCCUGUGUGACUCCUCCCGGGAUGUGAUUGGCUGCAGGCGGCUGCCCGUCUCCCCGGAGUUGCUCCUGCUGCGUUCCCGCCCCCUGACUCCUAAUUGAUAUUAUUGGAGUGUGGAGGCAGCGGCGGUCGAGCUGCAGUCAGAGGCUGGCGCUCAGCACAGCGCUGCCGGAGGAGCCGCACAGUCAGGGGCAGCACAGGAAUGUCUCCUCCCCGGUGUCGCUGCACAUAGGCACAUGAGAGCCACACAGCGCCGGCGGCACCAGCAGCUGAUCCGAAACUUCCCCAGCACAUAGCGAGGACUUGCCAUCUCUCUCCAGCGCUGGCCACGCUCGCUCCAUGCACCAUGGUUCUCCUCCUCCGCCGCUGCUGCUGCCCCGCUUGGAUUACCUUUUGCUUCUGUCUACUCUGUGUUGCACAGCCCGGGAAGGCGCAGUCUGCGAAGGAAGUUAUAUUGCUGGAUUCCAAAGCACAACAGACAGAAUUGGAAUGGAUCUCUUCUCCAUCCAGUGGGUGGGAAGAAAUCAGUGGACUGGAUGAAAAUUACACACCAAUUAGAACUUAUCAGGUAUGUCAGGUCCUGGAACCCAACCAGAACAACUGGCUACGGACUAACUGGAUUUCAAAAGCCAAUGCACAAAGGAUUUUUGUUGAGCUAAAGUUCACGUUAAGGGAUUGUAAUAGUCUUCCUGGUGUUUUGGGAACUUGCAAAGAAACCUUUAAUUUAUAUUAUUAUGAAACAGAUUAUGAUGCUGGCAGAAACAUGAGAGAAAAUCAAUAUGUGAAAAUAGACACUAUAGCUGCAGAUGAAAGUUUCACCCAAGGAGACCUUGGAGAACGGAAAAUGAAACUUAAUACGGAGGUUCGGGAAAUUGGUCCUCUUUCAAGAAAAGGAUUUUACCUGGCAUUUCAGGACGUAGGAGCUUGCAUUGCUCUGGUUUCUGUGAAAGUAUACUACAAAAAGUGUUGGUCCAUUAUUGAGAAUUUAGCCAUAUUUCCUGACACUGUUACUGGUUCUGAAUUCUCCUCCUUGGUUGAAGUAAGAGGGACUUGUGUAAGCUAUGCAGAGGAAGAAGCAGAAAAUUCUCCCAAGAUGCAUUGCAGUGCAGAAGGCGAAUGGCUGGUCCCCAUAGGAAAGUGCAUCUGCCAAGCUGGAUAUCAACAAAAAGGAGACACUUGUGAACCUUGUGGUCGUGGCUUCUAUAAAUCUUCAUCUCAAGACUUGCAGUGCUCCAGGUGCCCAGCCCACAGUUUCUCAGACAAGGAAGGCUCCUCCCGUUGUGAUUGUGAAGAUGGUUAUUACAGAGCCUAUUCUGAUCCAUCAUAUAUUGCUUGUACAAGACCACCUUCGGCACCACAGAAUCUAAUUUACAAUAUCAACCAGACAACAGUGAGCCUGGAAUGGAGUCCACCAGCAGACAAUGGUGGCAGAAAUGAUGUCACUUAUCGAGUUGUAUGCAAAAGGUGCAGCUGGGAGCAGGGGGAAUGCAUUCCCUGUGGGAGCAAUGUGGGAUAUGUUCCUCAGCAAAGUGGAUUAGUAGAUACCUAUAUUACUAUCGUGGACCUGCUCGCUCAUGCGAACUACACUUUUGAAGUUGAAGCUGUGAAUGGGGUUUCAGACCUGAGUCGUUCCCAAAGACUAUUUGCUGCAGUCAGUAUUACAACUGGUCAAGCCGCUCCGUCUCAAGUAAGUGGGGUAAUGAAGGAGAGAGUGUUACAGCGCGUUGUCGAUAUAUCCUGGCAGGAACCUGAACAUCCCAAUGGAGUCAUCACAGAAUAUGAAAUCAAGUAUUAUGAGAAAGAUCAAAGAGAGCGCACAUAUUCUACAUUGAAAACAAAAUUAACAUCUGCUUCAAUCAAUAAUCUUCGGCCUGGAACAGUGUAUGUGUUUCAAAUCCGAGCGUUCACUGCUGCUGGCUAUGGAAUGUACAGUCCCAGGCUUGAUGUCACCACACUGGAGGAGGCUACUGCUACUGCUGUAUCCAGUGAACAGAAUCCUGUCAUUAUAAUUGCGGUGGUUGCAGUAGCAGGCACUAUAAUUUUGGUGUUCAUGGUCUUUGGUUUCAUCAUUGGAAGAAGGCUUCAUAGGCAUUGCGGCUACAGCAAAGCUGACCAGGAAGGAGACGAAGAACUGUACUUUCAUUUUAAAUUUCCAGGCACCAAAACCUACAUUGACCCUGAAACGUAUGAGGAUCCAAAUAGAGCUGUCCAUCAAUUUGCCAAGGAGUUGGAUGCAUCCUGUAUAAAAAUCGAGCGUGUGAUUGGGGCAGGAGAGUUCGGAGAAGUGUGUAGUGGUCGACUAAAGCUUCCCGGAAAGAGAGACGUGGCAGUUGCCAUAAAAACCCUUAAAGUUGGCUACACAGAGAAACAAAGACGGGAUUUUCUGUGUGAAGCAAGUAUAAUGGGCCAGUUUGACCAUCCAAACGUUGUUCACCUAGAAGGAGUGGUAACACGCGGGAAACCGGUAAUGAUUGUAAUUGAAUACAUGGAAAAUGGAUCUCUAGAUGGAUUUUUAAGGAAAUGUUUGGAAUGGUUUACUUCACCUCCAAAAUCUAAACGCUCAGGAUCUACUCAGACAAUGCCUUUUGUAAAAGUCCAAACACUAAAUACUCCGGGAUCAAAUGCACAGAAACAAGAUGGGCAGUUCACAGCCAUUCAGCUGGUAGGGAUGCUGAGAGGAAUUGCAGCAGGGAUGCGAUAUCUCGCUGACAUGGGAUAUGUUCAUCGGGAUCUUGCAGCACGGAACAUUCUUGUCAACAGUAACCUUGUCUGCAAAGUAUCUGACUUUGGCUUGUCUCGAGUUGUAGAAGAUGACGCAGAUGCAGUAUACACAACGACUGGGGGAAAGAUUCCAGUCAGAUGGACCGCUCCAGAAGCUAUCCAGUAUCGCAAGUUUACAUCGGCCAGUGAUGUAUGGAGUUAUGGGAUUGUAAUGUGGGAAGUAAUGUCCUAUGGAGAAAGGCCUUACUGGGAUAUGUCAAACCAGGAUGUUAUAAAAGCUAUUGAGGAGGGUUAUCGGUUACCUGCACCAAUGGAUUGUCCUGCAGGUCUUCAUCAGCUAAUGUUAGACUGCUGGCAGAAGGAGCGUGGAGAAAGGCCUAAGUUUGAACAGAUUGUUGGUAUUCUAGACAAAAUGAUUCGAAACCCUAACAGCUUGAAAACUCCAAUGGGAACUUGUAAUAGACCUGUAAGCCCACUUCUGGAUCAGAACACCCCUGAUUUUUCUGCAUUCUGCUCAAUUGGAGAAUGGCUCGAAGCUAUUAAGAUGGAACGAUAUAAGGAAAAUUUCAGUUCAGCAGGAUACAAUUCCCUUGAUGCUGUUGCCAGGAUGACUAUUAAUGAUGUCAUGAGCCUAGGAAUUUCGUUGGUUGGCCAUCAGAAGAAGAUCAUGAGCAGUAUUCAAACUAUGAGAGCACAAAUGAUACAUCUGCAUGGAACAGGAAUACAGGUGUGAUAGACAGUCCUCCCUAAUGAGGGAGGUAAGACUGAGACAAUAGCACUGGCCUUUACUUCACAAGAACUGCUGCUGCUAGAAUCAGCUCAGUGAACUGAGUUCUCUUUACUAUGGCUUUUUGCAGUAGAUAAAAACCAACUAGAUCCUCAAGCACCUACAGACUUCAACUCCUAAGUGCCACCAGACAUUUCCUAAGAGAGAAAUUGGAUCAUACGCACGUGGCAAGCCUAACAGCAGUAAUAACAAAGUACUACCUGAAAACAAGAACAAAAUAGAGCUCUCUAACCUCCUUUUUGCCCAGUGGACUUUUUAAAAUGUACUGUACAUAAAUAAUUUUAAAAGAUAAAAAGAAUAUAUUUGUUGGACAAAAUCACAAGAUUGUUGGUAAAUACGGCAAACUAUUUUCCUUAAGCUGUGUUUUAUUAUAUAAUCUUAUUUUUUAAUGUGUUAUUCUCCUUAGAUUUUUUUGAGGGGGGAGGAGAUUGAUCUAUUUAAUUGCACACAUAUUAGGAGACUAAUAUUAGCAUGGUUUAAAUUAUAAUUUAAAUGCUGUUAUUCAGGCAUUUUACUUAGAUAUCUAUGAAGACAUUGGUAAAAUCAACAGCAGGCAAGUAGAACUCUGCAGGUUAAUAUCUGUUUAUUUUUAGAUAUUUUCUAAGGACUUGCUGAAUAUAAAGCAAUAAUGGCACUCUUAUGUGGUCAUGGCACCUUUGAUACAGAAAACACAGUAAAAACAUUACAUCAUUAAAAAUUGCUAAAAUUGAGAGUUAUUUAAUUCUCUGAAAAAACAGGGUCUCCAAAACUACAUACCAGAAACCAGUACUGUAAAAUAUAAAGCCUUCCCUUUGUGAAUGUCAAGAUCAAUUAAAAAAAAAAAAAAAAAGACUUGUGGCAAAGUCACUGUCGAAACCUUUCACUGCCUGCAAUUAAGUGCAAGGUGUCCGAAGAAUCAACAAUUUGUUUUUCUUACAACAAUAGAUUUGAAAUAGCCAAAUUAUAUUUUGUACAAGAUCUUGUUGAAUGCACUCCAUGUUUGAUUGUACAGUUUGAUUUUAUAUUUAGCAUUAUAUAUCAGGGUGAAAAGGGUAGCUCUUUUGUUUACCAUUAAAGAGUAAGACAUCUUAAAACACACAUGAUUAGCUAAAUUGUAUCACAAGGUAUUUAGGAUAGACUUUUUAUAGAUAAAUAUCUGAUUGGAGGAGGUUUUUGCCUUUUUUCUGUCUACCGGAAGCAAUAAUAAAUUGUGUCUUUCUAGAUAUUCCCUUUGUGCAUAUAUUUAGAGUAAGAGAUAUAUUUGUAAAAUAUGUUUAGAUGGUGGACCACCCAUCGUGUAGAAUUGUGUCCUUUCGAACAGAUUCGGGUAGUUAAAGAAAGAUCCCAGGGAUCGAUCAGAAAUUGGUUCCCUUUGAUUAUGUGGGCAUCCACAGAAAUUGUAAAUGUCUCAGUGUAAAGUGUGUAAAUUUUAUUUAUACUGUCUUGUUUUGUAUACACAUUUCUCUGUAGUGAGCUCUGAAUACAUUGAAAAUGCACUAUAUUUUUCUAUUUUACUUGCAGAGAUUCACAAAACAGGUAUUUCAAUGCUACAUAAUGUAUUUUACCAUAUAGGACCAAAGAUGGCUGCAGAAAACACAAAUGGAUAUUCUCUUCAGCUUACUUUACUUUCCAGUCAAUUUAAUUCUCUGUACAUUGUUAUUUUAUGACCUUAUAUUUAUUUGUUAGAAAAAAAAAUCAUUUCAAAGAUGUUUCCUUUAAAAAAUAGUAAAAUACAUUUACUGAAUUA
Molecule: messenger RNA, 5672 nt
Organism: Pseudophryne corroboree (corroboree frog)
Lineage: Eukaryota; Metazoa; Chordata; Amphibia; Anura; Myobatrachidae
Gene: EPHA7
Product: EPH receptor A7
Exons: 18
Coding region: 785-3892 (1035 amino acids)
Biological process (GO): axon guidance; protein phosphorylation; ephrin receptor signaling pathway
Cellular component (GO): dendrite; plasma membrane
Molecular function (GO): transmembrane-ephrin receptor activity; ATP binding; protein binding
Source: RefSeq, a predicted model, not a curated record